This is a messenger RNA of Chiroxiphia lanceolata (lance-tailed manakin), 1746 nucleotides long. RefSeq names its product MINDY lysine 48 deubiquitinase 1 (gene MINDY1). The record is from RefSeq and is a predicted model, not a curated record. NCBI's taxonomy places the organism in Eukaryota, Metazoa, Chordata, Aves, Passeriformes, Pipridae. The transcript has 9 exons. Gene Ontology annotation, biological process: protein K48-linked deubiquitination. Gene Ontology annotation, cellular component: cytosol; cell periphery. Bases 100 to 1401 code for a protein of 433 amino acids. Gene Ontology annotation, molecular function: K48-linked deubiquitinase activity; cysteine-type deubiquitinase activity; cysteine-type carboxypeptidase activity.
UCCCUCUCUAAGGUUGAAAUUUGGGAUGUGGCAGCUCCCGGCCAGACCCGCAGCGUUCCCAGGAGCCUGACCCGGCCCCGCUCGAGGGGAGGGUGUCCCAUGGAGCAGGGAGGGACCCCCGCGGCCUCUCCCGGCGGCGAAGGGACCCCCCAGACCCCGGAGGAGGAAACAAUUCCCGGCGCGGGCCGGGAGAGCCCGGCACCGACCCCUGAUGAUUCCAGGGAUGCGGAGCCGGGAGGUGCCCCCCCCGGAGCCCCCCGCCAGGAGGAGCCUCGGGGGGACCCGGAGGGAGGGGGGUCCGAGCCCCCCCGGGCCCCGGAGCCGCGCGGGGCAGAGUUUUACUGCGUCAAAUGGAUCCGCUGGAAGGGGGAGCGAACGCCCGUCAUCACCCAGAGCCAGAACGGGCCCUGCCCGCUCCUGGCCAUCAUCAACGUCCUCCUGCUCCGCUGGAAGGUGAAGCUGCCCCCGCAGAAGGAGGUGAUCACGGCCGAGGAGUUGAUGGCACAUCUGGGGGAUUGCAUCCUGGCCACCCAACCCCGGGAGACAUCGGAGGGGCUCCAGCUCAACUUCCAGCAGAACAUCAGUGACACCAUGACAGUCCUCCCGAAGCUCUCCACGGGGCUGGACGUCAACGUGAGGUUCACGGGGGUCUCGGAUUUCGAGUACACCCCCGAGUGCAUCGUCUUCGACCUCCUCAACAUCCCCCUCUACCACGGCUGGCUGGUGGACCCCCAGAGCCCGGAGAUGGUCCAGGCCGUGGGCAAGCUCAGCUACAACCAACUGGUGGAGAAAAUCAUCACCUGCAAACAGGCCACCGACUCCAGCCUGGUGAGCGAAGGGCUGGUGGCCGAGCAGUUCCUGGAGGCCACGGCGUCGCAGCUGAGCUACCACGGGCUGUGCGAGCUCACGGCCGCGGCCCCCGAGGGCGAGCUGGGCGUCUUCUUCCGCAACAACCACUUCAGCACCAUGACCAAGCACAAGGGCCACCUCUACCUGCUGGUGACGGACCAGGGCUUCCUGCGGGAGGAGGGGGUGGUCUGGGAGAGCCUGCACACGGUGGACGGGGACAGCUGCUUCUGUGACACCGACUUCCACCUCAGCCACGCCCCGGGCAAGGGGGGGGACCCCGCGGCCCCCCCGGACCACCAGCUGCAGCAGAGACAAGUGGACCAGGAUUACAUGGUGGCCCUGUCCCUGCAGCAGCAGCAGGGGCAGGACCCCCCCUCGGUGCUCAGUGACCUGGAGCUGGCGCGGCAGCUGCAGCACGAGGAGUAUCAGCAGCACCAUCCUCAUCCUCCUCCUCCUCCUCAGCAGCAGCAGCUCCCAGGGCAGGCGGGGUCACGUCCGGCCGGAGAGCGGAGGCAGCGGCAGAGGCCAGAUUUGGACUGUACCCUCCUGUAGCCCCCCCCGGGGGGUCCCCACACCCAGAGCCCCCCGACUCCCACUCUGUGUCCUCCAGGGGGAUCCCACGGGGGUCCCUGGGGGGCUGCAGAGGAGACACAGACACAGGAGGGGUGACGGUCUGAGCCCAGCGCUGGGACCACCCCGAUCCUUCCAGUGGCCUUAUGAACACAGGGGGUCCCUCUCAGGGGGUCCCAUCAGGGGGGUCCCUCUCAGGGGGGUCCCAUCAGGGGAUCCCAUACCUCAGUCCAUGCUCCUGGACACGUUUCUAGGGGGGGAAACCUGUACCCCCCCUUUCCAAACGUUGCCUUAGCCCUUGGCAAGUAAAGGACUUGUCCCCCCGCA